Messenger RNA from Cantharellus anzutake, 1231 nucleotides. Its product is annotated as DUF2407 C-terminal domain-containing protein. The record is from RefSeq and is a predicted model, not a curated record. Gene Ontology annotation, biological process: protein processing. Gene Ontology annotation, cellular component: Dsc E3 ubiquitin ligase complex; endoplasmic reticulum. Lineage: Eukaryota; Fungi; Basidiomycota; Agaricomycetes; Cantharellales; Hydnaceae. The coding region runs from base 296 to 1198 and encodes 300 amino acids. The transcript is spliced from 6 exons. Gene Ontology annotation, molecular function: protein binding.
GGAUGGCAUCACUUAUUGGUCUUUCUGGGUCACGGUCACUACAUACGCAACAUCGAAUCCACUGGCUUAACCGAAUCUUUUAUAGAAUGAAUGACGGGCCCUGAGACUGCUUUGGAAGCGGUGAUGAAACUUCCAAUUUUCCAUGUGCCCGAGUAGGUAGGAUACCAGUGUCUAUGGACUCCAGUGCGGCAACACGACUUUGAUGUAGUGGGCUUGCAUUUGCCCGGUGUGCCAAAUGCCAGUUCGAUACAAUUGCUAGACACUCAAAUGCGUGUCUCGUGACAAACAACAUAGCAUGUCAGCCCCAACGCCCGUCCUCAGUGAGAAAGCCAAAGGGAAACGAAAAGCUAUACCACAAGAUAGUCCAGAUCAUGACGGUGAAAAUAGCAAAUCACAUCAAGCAGUCGCACCACGCUCGUUUACUGUGCGAUUCAGUGAAGGUUUAGGAGACCUCAGCCUAAGCGUUUCCCCGGAUGACACAGUCCGCGAAGUCUUACGCAAGAUCAAAGUGGAGAGACCCUCACUUGCUCGACGACGGCUACGCUUAAUUCAUUCCGGCCGUUUGCUCACCAAUGGAACCAAACUCCAUGGUUGGAUUGCAUCUCUAGAGGAGCGACAGAAACGUUCUCUCGUUCUGGGACCAAAAUCGAGUGAAGAUGGUGGUGUGUGGGUGCAUUGCUCCGUAGGGCCCGAGAUACCUGCAAGCGAACUGGAUGAUGAGUCCGUACAAAGGUCGCAAAUAAGUCCUUUGAAGGGAUUCGAUCGACUACAAGCAGCUGGGCUAAGUGAAGAGGAGAUAGCGAACAUUCGACGGCAAUUUCAUGCCACUCGUGGAGGCGAUACUAACUCAGGUGGGGCUUUACAGGAUGAUGACCAGGUCGAGCACGCAAGAGCCCUCGAGGAGCAAUGGAUUGACGACCUUGACGGUGCAGCUUCAACAGCUGAGUCUUGUAUGUCAUUUUCCCAUAUCUACAGCACUCUUUUGUUUGGGAUGCUCCUCGGCUUCUUCUUCCCCCUCCUACCGUUUUAUUUCAUGCGAAGUCCCCGGCCAGCAGUUUUCUUCUCAGACUCAUACCAAGCAUUAGAGAGCCAGCCAAGCGUUGUAUUCUCAACCAGAAUGUGUAUUGCUAUCGUUUUCGGCUUCGUGGCAAACAUCGCCUAUGGUUCGCUUAGGGUUUGGAACAUAACCUACUCGUAAAAAGAUUAUGUGUAAUUCCAUAGUGGGGAUUCA